AAAGGGCAGCUGCAGAAAGCCUGCUUUGCACGGGCUUGGAGCUGGAGUGGCAGUGCCUGACUCCGCCCUGCCCAUAGCGCCAGCCAGCCAGCCAGCCUUGGACAGAAAGACUUACAGACUGAUGACUGACUGAAGGCAACAGAAAUUUGGUCGGAAUGAUCACUGGCAGCAUGGAGGAGGAUCUGUGCUUGAGCGAAGCCUGACGCCAUCUCCAGUUUGGAGCAGGUGCUGUGGGCACCUCCAGGAAGAGCGUUUGCAGACAGCCUGCCCUGCGCUCAGCAGCUCAGCUCUGCGCACUUGCCCACCCUGAGCAGGGCCAGUCUUUUUUGCUGGUUCCUGGUAUUUCUUCCCUCUCCCUGAUCCAGACACCUCAGCUCAGAGCUCCAGGGCACUGAAUAGAUUGCCUGGCUAUCUGUCCACGGCCUUAACUUGCCUUCUUUUCUUUUCUUUUUCUUUCUUUCUUUUCUUUUUCUUUUUUUGAGAGGCUCCUGAGUGAGUAGCUUAAGGUCCUCAGGGUCCCCUAAAGGCACUGGGAUGGAUGCUCCAACCACAGACGUGCCCCCAGAGGAUUUCCAGAGCCCUGGCACCAUGGGCUUUGGGGACGAGCUGACUCCAGAAGCUCUGAGUGUACCUAGUGGUUUUGAUGACUUGAUCACUUCUACCACCUCCCAGGUGCUUCAGGCUGCAUCCAAUGCUGGCCGCAAUGGCAUGCUGUCAAAGAUGGAUAAGUUGGCAGACCACAUGUCAAACACGGGGGACCUGGCUGACACAUCGGGUCCCCUAGAUUUGGAAAUUGUAUCCCAGGAUGAGCAGGUGCAAUUCUGGUUAGUGGUAGGCUACACCAUAGUGGUCUUUGCUGCCAUCAUAGGCAACUGGGUCUUAAACCACAUAAUUAUGAAGUAUAAGAGGGUACACACUGCCACCGGCCUCUUCGUUGUCAACAUUUCUGUGACCAACAUGAUGCUUGCUCUUCUCAGCUCUCCCUUCACUAUGGUGCGCUAUCUGUGUAAUUCCUUGGUGUUUGGAAAGAUGACAUGUCACCUCAGUCGCUUUGCCCAGUACUCAUGUGCCUAUGUAACUGUGAUGAGCAUGGCAGCUAUUUCUCUGGAUCGACAUCGGGUGAUGCUAUAUCCUUUAAAGGCCCGGAUUACUCCCAUGCAAGGCAAUGUUUGCAUCAUCAUCAUCUGGAUCGUGAGCACUUGUGCUGCUUUGCCUCAUGCCGUUUACCAGAAGCUUUACCAAGUAGAAUUUGGCAACACAACAGAGGAAUCUGCCUGCCUCCCAAGUUUCCCAUAUACUUCUAAAUCCACAUGGAAAUACCUUGACCUGGGCACCUUUCUGCUGUUCUUUAUCUUGCCUUUGCUGGUUCUGGUGGCUGUCUAUGGUCAUGUGGCCAAAAAGCUGUGGAUCCAUGAUGCUGUUGAUGACAUCAAUAUCCACACUUACAUCUGCCAGCGUGGGAAGAAGAAGCAGACCCUAAAGAUGCUGAUGACAGUGGUGCUUCUGUAUACAAUCAGCUGGCUCCCCCUCAACGUGUACCUGGUGCUCCUGUCCAGUGAAUCCAUCUCAAGCCACAAUGGUCUCUACUUUUUCCUCCACUGGCUAGCAAUUAGUAGUUCCUGCUACAACCCCUACAUUUAUUGCUGGCUCAGUGAUAGUUUCCGUAUUGAAGUUCAGAAAGUCAUCAUGGAAAUCCAGAAGAUGCUACUAGAUAAAAUCAGCCGCCUCAGGGGAGAGCAUCGCCGACUGAGCUCUGUAUCUCAUAGCCAAACCCCUGGCAGUGUGGAUCCCAAUCCAGGAGUGCCCAAAUUCCCACGAUUCAGAGAUUUUGAUGAGCUGCCCAGUCCCCCUCCCUCCCCAACAGUGGAAAUCUCCUUUCUCCAUUCAGUGCCUAGAGUUUAAGCUGCCCAGACCGCGAUUGACUAUCAAAACAUCUAAGCUUAUGGACAAUUUCAACUCAGCAGAAGAGAGGAGGAGGAGGAAGAACAAGAAGAAAUGAUACCUCAUCCUGUCACUGCCAUUAUUCUGGAGAUAAUGUUUUAAGGGUCUUUGGACAGCAUCCAUGGUUGCAUGUAUCAAGAUGAUACCAGGAUGAGAAUUGAACUUGUGGUCCUCCUCAAAUUCCUCUUUUCUUCUUUGUCUCUUCCUCAGUAUCCUUGGCCUCCCACUGGUCUCACCCCUUUCCUAGCCUUUGUCCUUUUCCUUGCUCCUGCUCUACCUUUUACUCAUCUUCCUCUCUCACUUUCUUCUCUAUUUCCAUUUCUUUUUCACUGUAAUAUUUCUUAUUGUUUUUUACAAAAAUGUAACAAUGGCAAGUUAUCCAGUCUCUACUGUGAUAUCUCCUGGUUGGUAAGGUAUGGACAAGUGUCUAGGUCAGGAAAUGAGGGAGUGAGGAAAUGGCAGAGUUAGCUGCCAGCUACUCUGUUUUCACUUAGUAAAAAGAUGUGGUGGUUUUUUGGGGGGCGGUUCAGAUGUUUCUAGUAAAUUACCACAAUUGCUCUAGUGUUGAAUUCCUUUUUAGAUAAAGGACAAACUGGGGGAAAGACCUAAUUCAAGUUUAAAUAAUUUUCUCUCCAUUGUCUCUAUUAUGUGUCCUUUUCAUCCUUUUAAUUUAAUCCUGUCAUAUUAUUAAUAACUCAAUUACAAAACAAUGAGCGUUUAUUACUAAAGUAUAUGAAUACAUAUUUGGAGUAGCUUUAGGCUGUAAACACGAGUGAAUCUUCUAUUUAUGACCAUUGUAAACUGCCAACCUACCUGUGAUCUCCUUUUGGCUUCAGCUGUUUUGGGGAUUAGUAGUCUUUGUGAGUAGUGAGCUCUGCUUGUGUAUUUUUUCAACAUGCUAUGUAAAUACUUCUGAUUAUCUUAAGGACAGAUAUAUGUAUUUCCUUUUCACUCACUAUUUGGUAGAAUAGAUAUUUCCCAGGAUAAUGCGCUGCCUGCUUAUGGUUCUGCCUCCACACAUGGAGAAGGCAAAUUCGAAUUUUGCUUGACUACCCCAAGUUUCUUAGAAUCCAUGUACCUAGCUCUGAUAGCCUUCUUCUCCUGUUUAGACAAGAGAAAUUUGGGUAAAGGGCUAUCAUUGUGAUUUAAAUGAGUAUUGUGCUGUUAUAUUUUAACCUAACGUUCUAUCCUCCUGAAGAAAGCACUUCCCCACCCCUAUCCCUGUUCUAUAUAAAGAAUCAAACUUCUUUCACCCCGGUAAGGCUUGGGAUCUGGAAUGUUCCAUGCUUGACAGAUAAUCCAGCUUCAAAGAUUGCUUCUGACUUGGCUGGAAAAUUUACAGACUCAGAACUUUGUACAACAGUUUUGGUGAUGUAUGGAUGUUUGACAAAUUGGACAUAUGAAUAGUAUCAACUUCAUGUGGGCCUUUGUUUAGAAAUUUUCCAGCAGCAACUAAUCUGAAUUCAGUACCCAGCCAAGUCUGAGGGUGCUACCAUUGUAAGAAGUUUCUGGCUGAAGGGCUCAUUUGGUUGGAACAUGGUGCUAAUGAGCUCUAGAUCCUAGGCUCUAACCCAUGUGCAGCCAUUUAGCUCUGUGGGUUCGGGCAUGGUGCUAAAGAACUGUGGUCACAUGGUUUCUAAACCCCAUGUGUGUCCUUUUACAUAGACUGCACCACUCACUCUAACCAACCUUUUUCUGAACAACAAUUAUUAGACACCUGGAAAGCCCAGCAAAACUGUUGUGUAAAUAUUACUGCAAAAUUUGUUUUCACUUCUGGAGACAACAGUUUAUGUAUAAACCUUACUGGCUGUGUGUUAGUAGUGUCGCAUUAUUAGAACAAAUAGAGUGCACCAGAAGUGACAGAACAGAGAAAUUGCUAGAUUCUCCCAUUUUACAAAUUCAAAUACAUUUAUUACAUGCUUUAAAUACCAAGAAACUGUAUCUUGGUACCAGUUAGGACAUUUGGAAAAAUGCUUUGAUGAGAGUUAGACCUACAUGUAUCCUGUCUGAUAUUCAACCUUAAUGAGACAAUUUGGAGUGGGGGAAUAUCUCUAUUGGCAUAGACAUCCUGGAUGCUGGUAAUCAAGUUUUGGUCACUGUAUAUGUAACAUAUACAUUCUUGCUCAUGUAUUUUAAGCUGAUAGAUUAUUUCACUAAAUUGCUAUAUAUCUUAUAAGUUAUCUUUCCACACUGUCACAUGUAAUUCUAGAAAUUCAUAUAUAUAUAUAUAUAUACUAACAUAAAUAUACAAGUACAUGCACCAACAUACAUUCAUGGUAUAACAUCUUAGUAUACAUAAUCUGUCACAACUUUGUUGUUUCUGAAGACUGUCAACAUCUCUAAACUCUGAGGCAAAGUUUCACUAAUAGACAUAGUAUUGUCAUUUGGCUCACAUAAGGAAAGAAAGGAAGUACACUAGGUAUGAACAAUAUGAGAGUAAAAAUGAAGUUGUUUAGUCUGAUACUUCUUGUUCACAGACUUUUAUGUGUAUAUUUCAAACUUACUUCCCUUAUAACAGUGAUAGUAAUAUCUUGUGUGUGACUAUGACUUUGUAUUAUAAUUCUCAAAGUAGAUCUUAUGAUACUUAUCAGCAAGUGUUCAUUUUCAUUACCCCAUAUUGAAAAACUAAAUACUCUUGGGGUGAUUAUAUUAAGUUUCAGCUUCAGAUAUGGACUUCUUGCAUUUCAGAGUAAGCCUUAUCUGGCUGCUCAAGGAGCACACAGAGAAAACAGUGGAGAUUAGCCUCCUGGGAUUUUCUUGACAUAAUAUAUGCAGGCCCAAGUAAAAGUGUCUAUGCUCAGAUUUAUGUAAAUGAAUUUAUGUUAAUUGGAUUAGUUGAAAUGUAGCAUCUGGAAUGAAUUCCCUGUUCUUUUGUGAUGAGACCUCCUGCAAGUAAAGUUUGCAGGUUUAUUUUUAUAGAAAGGUCUUAGAAGGUACCUAAUAGCUACUGUGCCUCAUUGCUUUUGAUUUACAGCAUUUUCCAGUUAGUGGUGGGAAGUCUGUCUUAGGAGUUGGGAAGGUGAAUACUGUAUUUGUAAUUUUAGACAAGAAGCUGUCAAUGCUUUUGUAUUUACAACUUAAGUUAACUACAAAAAAAUAGAAAAAUAAAGUCUUUAAACUUAGAGUCUAUAUGAUAGUUAGUGAAAUUUCACUCACCAUUUGCUUGAGUUGCCCCCCUCCCCCUGAAGUUGAACUGAAUAUGGUGAUACCUUAAUGGCUUCAGCUUUUCAGCUUUGUUCACAGCUCUGUGAAUGGAUGGAAAAUAUCCUAAGCACCUAUACAUAGGUAUAUCAUAUACUUGCUACUGAUUCAAACCUUGCAGUGAUACAGACUGUGUGGAACUGAUGCCUUUUGGGACAAAGACUGUAACCCUGUCAAAUACUACUCAAAUGACAGAGGAAAUAAGGCUCCCUGAAGUGAUGUUGAUGAAUUACAUAUUGACAAGAAGAAUGAAAGAAGUCUUACCAUGCUACAACAGGAGAAUGGACAUUAUUACUACUAAUGUGCUUGUUAGUUAUCUACUUGUUACUGUUGCUUUAAAUAUUAUCUACUGAUGUUGUUAUUUCUCUCUACUCUAAGUUAAUGUUUAGCUAUGUAUUCUAUAAUGAAGAGAGGAGGGGCCAAAGGGAAAGGGGUAUUGUGGUGUCAG
Molecule: messenger RNA, 5590 nt
Organism: Mus caroli (Ryukyu mouse)
Lineage: Eukaryota; Metazoa; Chordata; Mammalia; Rodentia; Muridae
Product: G protein-coupled receptor 83-like
Biological process (GO): neuropeptide signaling pathway
Cellular component (GO): plasma membrane
Molecular function (GO): neuropeptide receptor activity
Source: RefSeq, a predicted model, not a curated record